AUGACGACACAUCACUCUAGAAUAUUGUCAACCAUUACUUCCGUCAUUCCUGAAGAGGCUUCGUUCCUUUUUGGUUCGCUGACGCUGCCGUACACGCAGGUCUUAGCCAAGUCCGAACUGAGCUACGCCUUCGUUAACAUAAGGCCGUUCAUGCCGGGGCACACGCUGGUGUCCCCGUUGCGAGUUGUUAAGAGAUACCGGGAUAUGACUGCCGAAGAGCUAUCCGAUUUCAGCGCUCUAGUUCAGAUCACUGCUGAAGCUCUAGAAUUAAAAUACGGUGCCACGGCCAGUACAAUAGUUAUUCAGGAUGGGAAGGCAGCCGGCCAGACAAUACCACAUGUGCACGCACACGUAAUCCCAAGACACGAGAAAGAUUUGGAAAAUCCGGAUUCCAUUUAUGACGAGCUGGAGAAACCCACUAACAGGCUAUGGACCGACGAGGAGAUGGCGGUUUGUGCAAGGGAAACACGACCCUUUGUGGACAAAGUGAUCGAAGAAGGCGCGUUGGGUUGCCUCAAGCCCACAUAG
Babesia bigemina is the source of this 528-nucleotide messenger RNA. Its product is annotated as bis(5'-adenosyl)-triphosphatase, putative. The transcript is spliced from 4 exons. The record is from RefSeq and is a predicted model, not a curated record. NCBI's taxonomy places the organism in Eukaryota, Apicomplexa, Aconoidasida, Piroplasmida, Babesiidae. Bases 1 to 528 code for a protein of 175 amino acids. Gene Ontology annotation, molecular function: catalytic activity.